AUGGAAAUUGAGGAAUCGGCAGCAGCGGAGCAGGUAGUGACACCGUGGGAGGUGUCAGCUCCGGCUGGGGGUUCGUUACACUACGACAUGCUGAUCGACCGGUUCGGCUGCCAGCGCAUCGACGCGGCAAUCGUCAACCGCAUCGCGCGCCUCACGCGCCGCCCACAGCAUCGUUUCCUCAGGCGCGGGAUCUUCUUCGCUCACUGGGAUUUGAACAUGAUACUUGACCUCUACGAGGCAGGGGAGAAGUUCUACAUGUACACAGGGAGGGGACCCUCAUCAGAGUCCCUGCACCUUGGCCACCUCAUUCCCUUCAUGUUCACAAAGUAUUUGCAGGAUGUCUUCAAGGUGCCCCUGGUGAUACAGCUAUCUGACGAUGAAAAGUUUUCGUGGAAGAAGAACUUGACUAUUGCCGAAUGUGAAAGGCUUGCCCGUGAAAAUGCGAAAGACAUUAUAGCCUGUGGAUUUGAUGUUGAAAGAACUUUCAUUUUUUCAAAUCUCAAUUAUGUUGGACGGGAAUUUUAUAAAAAUACGCUUGAAGUUGCCAAACAUGUGACAUAUAACAACCUUAGAGCGACAUAUGGAAUUACUCUGGAGGAUCACAUUGGUAAGGUCAGCUAUCCUCCUGUGCAGGCUCCUCCAGCGUUCGCUUCUUCGUUUCCCCAACUGUUUCGUGGCAAUGACCAACUGCGGUGCCUUAUCAUAUGUGCAGUAGACCAGGAUACUUAUUCUAGGACCAUUCGUGAUGUUGCUCCUAAAAUUGGUUUUCAGAAACCUUCACUGAUUGAAUCAAGAUUUUUCCCUGCACUUCAGGGAGAGAACACUAAAAUGUCGGCCAGUGACCCAAAAUCCGAAAUAUACGUGACAGAUAGUUCUGAACAAAUAAAGGCAAAGGUGAAUAAAUAUGCUUUCUCGGGUGGCCAGGACUCUGUGGAGCUUCACAGGAAACUUGGUGCUAACCUUGAUGUGGAUGUCCCAAUUAAAUACCUAGAGUUCUUCCUAGAAGAUGAUGACGAGCUUGACCACAUAAAGAAGGAGUAUAAGGAAGGAAGGAUGCUAACUGGCGAAGUAAAGCGGCGACUCAUUGAGGUUCUAUCGGAGCUGGUUGCUAGACAUCAGAGAGCUAGAGCUCAAGUGACUGAGGAGAUGGUUGAUGCAUUCAUGGCAGUAAGGCCUCUUCCUAACAUGUUUGGCUGAACAACAAAACAGGGUUGGACAUUUUCGUUAGUCGGCAAUAGAAGUGCUAUGA
Molecule: messenger RNA, 1249 nt
Organism: Panicum virgatum (switchgrass)
Lineage: Eukaryota; Viridiplantae; Streptophyta; Magnoliopsida; Poales; Poaceae
Product: tryptophan--tRNA ligase, cytoplasmic-like
Exons: 12
Coding region: 1-1197 (398 amino acids)
Biological process (GO): tryptophanyl-tRNA aminoacylation
Cellular component (GO): cytoplasm
Molecular function (GO): tryptophan-tRNA ligase activity; ATP binding
Source: RefSeq, a predicted model, not a curated record